Messenger RNA from Aspergillus melleus, 1164 nucleotides. RefSeq lists its product as uncharacterized. The transcript has a single exon. The record is from RefSeq and is a predicted model, not a curated record. The coding region runs from base 1 to 1164 and encodes 387 amino acids. Lineage: Eukaryota; Fungi; Ascomycota; Eurotiomycetes; Eurotiales; Aspergillaceae.
AUGUACAGUGCCUCGAAUCUAUCCCUCGUGCCCCUUCAGUCCCGGCCUAAAAGCAUUGAGAUCAUAUCCAAAUGCCAUCGUCAGUUGAACGCCCAUCUUCGUUCCCCCAGCGCCUCCGUCGAGGUGGCCCUCAUUUGCGGCCUGAUAUUCUACACAUUUGAGUGUUUACUCGGCGACACGAAGCAAGCUACCUGGCAUCUAAAUCAGGGAUUGAGACUACUUCAAGGCACUCUCGUCGAAAAUCCCGCUAUGUAUGCUUCGUUAGACGGCAUGUCCGACCAGUUGCUUGCGAUUUUCACCCGACUCGAUGUCCAGGCUAGUAUCUUCGACAGCGAUCGGAGUCCCGGGCUUCGGCUACUUCCAUCGGGGAGCAUGGCGUCGUGUCCAACCAGCCUCGUUCCCGAAGUCUUUGUCGAUUCCUCUCACGCAGAGAACGUUCUGACCCGCCUGCAGAAUAUCACCAUGCACCACAUCAUAAACUACCUGGAUUUGAAGCGCUGCUCAUGGGAUCAACUCCCCUUACCUGUCAAGAGCGAAAGACUGGCCAUUGUAUCGUCAAUUCAGAGAUUCCAAUUCGCAGUGGCAGAGCUACUUGCUCGAAUCGAGCAACACAAUCAAGGCCCUCCCUCCAGCCCUGAACCCACAUACCAAAGGCGUCGACAGCAUAUUCUCCUCCUACAGAUUCAAGCCGAGCUGUUUCACGGCAUUCUCGUAGAAGACAACACCCUCCCGCCAUCAUCGCGAGAUAUAGGCGGCGCCAUCGACAAUCGUCUCGAGGCUGCACUAACGCAGAUUUCGGCCAUCCUUGACAUAGCCAGGAUGGAGAGAGAGAACCCGCUGUCCGGAUCGGGGUUCAUGCUAUCCACGCAGUUGAUCGCUUCGCUAUAUUAUAUUUGCAUGAAAGCGCGGAAUCGGAAGACGCGGCAGCUGGCUCUUUCGCUGCUGCAGGACUCCGGGGUCCCGCAGCGAGAGGGCCUUUGGAAUGCCAAGACGGCGGCCUUUGUCGUGGAAAGCAUGAUAUUCAAUCAUGAUCAAGGCUCAUCGGAAGGGGGUCGAGCGGAGGCGAGGCUGGAGGAUUUUGGUCGAGGAAUUGUGGAUCUUGGGGGGUUGGAUGAGGCGUUUCAGGUGCUGCAGAUAAGUAAACAGAGUGAAAAGGUGGUUUAG